UUAAAAGGCGCGGCCGGGCCGCCAGGUGCAGCCACCGGCGCCCGCGUCUCUCCGCGCUGCAGCCCGCGGCGCCCGGCCCCAGAGCGCCCCGCGGACAGUGCCAGCCUCCCGGAAGAGAAGAUGGAUUGGAGCACACUCCACACCAUCCUGGGUGGUGUCAACAAGUACUCCACUAGUAUUGGGAAGAUCUGGCUCACUGUCCUCUUCAUUUUCCGCAUCAUGAUCCUGGUGGUGGCUGCCAAGGAGGUCUGGGGAGACGAGCAGGCAGAUUUCACCUGCAACACUCUGCAGCCCGGCUGCAAGAAUGUGUGCUAUGACCACUACUUCCCCAUCUCCCACAUCCGGCUCUGGGCGCUGCAGCUCAUCUUCGUGUCCACACCAGCCCUCUUGGUGGCCAUGCAUGUGGCCUACCGGAGACAUGAGAAAAAGAGGAAGUUCAUCAAGGGAGAGAUAAAGAGUGAAUUCAAAGACCUCGAAGAGAUCAAAAACCAGAAGGUCCGCAUCCAGGGCUCCCUGUGGUGGACCUACACCAGCAGCAUCUUCUUCCGGAUCAUCUUCGAAGCAGUCUUCAUGUAUGUCUUCUAUAUCAUGUACGAUGGCUUCUACAUGAAGCGUUUAGUGAAAUGUACCAACUGGCCUUGUCCCAAUACCGUGGACUGCUUUGUGUCCAGGCCCACCGAAAAGACCGUCUUUACCUUUUUCAUGAUUGCCGUGUCUGGGAUCUGCAUCAUGCUCAAUGUCACUGAAUUGUGCUAUUUGCUCAUUAGGUAUUGUUCUGGAAAGUCAAAAAAACCAGUUUAAUGCCAUACGCAGCUAUUAGGUAAAUGAUAGCAUGAAAGGAAUAGACAAUUUGUGCUUAGCUGUAAAGGUCAAGAAUAUCUUAAACACAACCAUUUAAAAGUCUUUAGCUCUUCAUGAAACUUCAAAUGCUGCCAAUGAAACGCUUUUCACCUAAAGCUUCAAAACCAAACGUUGACUCUUU
Messenger RNA from Sorex fumeus (smoky shrew), 982 nucleotides. It is a transcript of the gene GJB2, whose product is annotated as gap junction protein beta 2. The transcript has 2 exons. Gene Ontology annotation, cellular component: connexin complex. The coding region runs from base 121 to 801 and encodes 226 amino acids. The record is from RefSeq and is a predicted model, not a curated record. Gene Ontology annotation, biological process: cell communication. NCBI's taxonomy places the organism in Eukaryota, Metazoa, Chordata, Mammalia, Eulipotyphla, Soricidae.